AUGUGGCUAUUUGCAGCAAUCACCAUUGGCAGUGAGUUCAACCUUAUUUUCGAGCUCGCCAAGAUGAACCUGGAGGAGGUCUUAGAAGAAUCAGCCGGUAGAUUUACCCUCUGUGACUUGAUUGGAGAACCAUGCAAUCUGGCUAGUGCCCUGGCCUUUCUGCAUGAGGGCAUGGACCCGCCAUUGGUUGUUUGCUUUAUGGACCUAAAGCCGGAAAACAUUCUGGUAGUCUUCGAGGGGCCAAACAUGACUGGUGUUGGGACGUGGAAGAUCUCUGAUUUCGGAGUCUCUAUGGUGUCCAUGCCACCCUCACCCCCGUUAGACGCACCUGUCAAAUCCUUCUCCUUUCGGGAGCCUAGGAGGGGACAGGGACCAUACCAGCCACCGGAGGCAAACAAUGAAGGCAAAAUGGGGCCAAAAAGUGAUGUCUGGUCGCUAGGCUGUAUUUUGGUCCGGCUCCUCGCAUAUGGCAUCGCCGGUCCUUCUGGAAUGAAGGAGUUGGACGCUAAGCGUGGUCAGUCAGACAAUGGUAUUGACCGCUAUCAACAUAUUACUUCUAUCGAGCUAAGCCUCUGA
Messenger RNA from Aspergillus calidoustus, 576 nucleotides. NCBI's taxonomy places the organism in Eukaryota, Fungi, Ascomycota, Eurotiomycetes, Eurotiales, Aspergillaceae. The record is from the annotation of a GenBank genome assembly.